Colossoma macropomum (tambaqui) is the source of this 2134-nucleotide messenger RNA. RefSeq names its product coenzyme Q8B (gene coq8b). NCBI's taxonomy places the organism in Eukaryota, Metazoa, Chordata, Actinopteri, Characiformes, Serrasalmidae. Gene Ontology annotation, molecular function: kinase activity. Gene Ontology annotation, biological process: ubiquinone biosynthetic process. The record is from RefSeq and is a predicted model, not a curated record. Bases 117 to 1970 code for a protein of 617 amino acids. The transcript is spliced from 15 exons. Gene Ontology annotation, cellular component: extrinsic component of mitochondrial inner membrane.
GUUUCCGGGUCCGGCAGCGGUUACAAAAUAGUGUGGUGAAUCAGGAGCGUUAGAAGGACAUCAGCUAACAUCGCUCUCCACUGAUAGACACUGUUUAGGGCAGUUUGAACGGUGUGAUGCUGUCAGAGGUGCUACAAGUACUGAGGGGUGCUGGCAAGGUGGGCGCUGCCUUCGCCACCACCCAAGGCGAGCAGAUGCGACUGAUGGCCUGUAAUUCAACACUGGGCGCAGGGGUCAAGGCCGCCCAAGAGGUGGUGGAGAGCUUGGUGGGCACUGCAAUGGCAAGAGAUGAGACCCCAAAAUCUGAUGAGUUCCCUGACAUUGAGGGAUGGGAGCAGAUGGAGCUCGAUGAGGCUGCAAAAUGGGCUGUGGGCUCAGAGAUGCCACCUGACAUAAACAGUGAGGGUGCCACAGAUAUGGCAGGAACACCCAAAGGAACAACGGGUGGCACCGGCUGGCCUGGACAAUCCGCUCGUUUCUUGCACAUUUCGACGCCCCUUCAUCAUACGAGGUUCAUUCAUGACUCCGUAGUGGCCAGACUGACUCCAGAAGAUAUGAAAAAGGCCAGGGAGGCUAAACAGAGCAUUGCCAGGCCUGUUCGACAGAAGCUAAGUGAACGAGCUAGAGAACGGAAGGUGCCAGCCACACAGAUGAGUCGACUUGUCAAUUUUGGGGGUUUAGCUGUUGGUCUUGGUCUGGGAGCUAUUGCUGAAGUAGCGAAGCAGACUUUUGGAGGCAAACGUUCAGAUGCAGGAGCUGUGCUAGAUUCUCCGCUCUUAUCAGAGGCCAACGCUGAGAGGAUUGUUGACACAUUAUGUAAGGUGCGAGGAGCAGCGCUCAAGCUUGGACAGAUGCUUAGCAUUCAAGACAACAGCUUCAUCAACCCGCAGCUACAGAAGAUAUUUGAGAGGGUUCGACAAAGCGCUGACUUUAUGCCAGCUUGGCAAAUGAACAAAGUCCUGGAGGAAGAAUUGGGCUCUGGCUGGCGGGAAAAGCUCUUAUCAUUUCAGGACAAGCCUUUUGCGGCUGCCUCUAUUGGGCAAGUGCACCAUGCAGUCUUACCAGAUGGAAGGGAAGUGGCUAUGAAGAUACAGUAUCCUGGAGUGGCUGAGAGCAUCAAAAGUGACAUUAACAACCUAAUGUCGGUGCUGAAGCUGAGCAUUGUGCUUCCUGACGGAUUAUUUGCUGAUAGCAGCCUCGAAGUUCUUCAGAGGGAACUCGCCUGGGAGUGUGACUACAAAAGGGAAGCAGCGUGCGCCAAGCGCUUCAGGGCUCUGCUGGAGGGAGACCCCAUGUUCAAAGUGCCUAAGGUCAUUGAUGAGCUUACCACCACUCGAGUGAUCACCAUGGAGCUAGUUAAUGGAGUCCCGCUGGACAGCUGUGUGGAUUUGGAUCAGGAGACCAGGAAUAAAAUAAGCUUCAGUAUCUUGCAGUUGUGUCUGAGAGAACUCUUUGAGUUUCGCUUCAUGCAAACAGACCCCAACUGGUCCAACUUCUUCUACAAUGCUGAGGAGAACAAGAUAUACCUGUUAGACUUUGGAGCUUGCCGAGAAUAUCCGGAGGCGUUCACAGAUGACUAUAUUGAGGUGGUGCAUGCGGCCUCGGUUGGGGAUCGAGCCACAGUUUUGCAGAAGUCCAAAGACUUGAAGUUCCUCACAGGCUUUGAGACCAAGGCCUUCGAGGACGCCCAUGUUGAAGCCGUGAUGAUCCUGGGGGAAGCCUUUGCCUCUCCAGACGUCUUUGACUUUGGCACCCAGAACACCACGCGCCGUAUCCACAGCCUGAUUCCGGUCAUGCUCCGGCACCGGCUCACGCCCCCUCCAGAGGAGACCUACUCCCUGCAUCGCAAAAUGGCCGGCUCCUUCCUCAUCUGCUCCAAGCUGCGGGCACACAUUCCCUGCAGAGCCAUGUUCCUCGACGUCUAUAACGCCUACACCCGCAGACACCAAGAACAGGCAGGUCGGGUAUAGCCUGAGCGAACUCAAAACACCACACGCCAUGGGUUUGUAUGUAAGAUGGACUUGGAUGGACUGUCGCCAAAAUACUCUGUUGCAGUAAUGAAGUUUAGUAACUGUCUUUUCCCACCGAAUGUCAUGACCAAGGAGUUUAAAUAAAGAGAACAUAUUUAUGUGUA